Penicillium taxi is the source of this 1311-nucleotide messenger RNA. RefSeq names its product peptide-N4-(N-acetyl-beta-glucosaminyl)asparagine amidase (gene png1). The record is from RefSeq and is a predicted model, not a curated record. Gene Ontology annotation, cellular component: nucleus; cytosol. The transcript has 2 exons. NCBI's taxonomy places the organism in Eukaryota, Fungi, Ascomycota, Eurotiomycetes, Eurotiales, Aspergillaceae. Gene Ontology annotation, molecular function: peptide-N4-(N-acetyl-beta-glucosaminyl)asparagine amidase activity. The annotation marks the transcript as partial. Gene Ontology annotation, biological process: protein quality control for misfolded or incompletely synthesized proteins; protein deglycosylation; glycoprotein catabolic process.
AUGGCGGACAGACAUCAUCAGGCACCUGCCUCGGACAACAGCUACGAUGCCUCAACACUCAGUCGCGAGUUCGAACAAUUAAUGCGCAACAGACGAUUUAAUCAACUUCAACAAUCCAGAUCUCGAACUGGCUCACCUGCUCCGGUCGCUAAUUCAAACCCCAACUAUUCAAUCCCACCACCCUCAAGAGCACCUCCGCCUCCUCCCUUGAGAGCUUCAGCACAACAACCAACUACACAAUCAGCAUCAAAGCCUACACUUCGUGGCCUUCCCAUCAUGCCAUCGCCUCCCCAGGAUGCUACCUCUACCACAUUCUUUAACUUUUUAAAUGUUCUAUCCGUGACUCCCACGAAAUACGAAAAUCCAGGUCUAUUGGACGAUGCCCUUUCAAUCAUUCCACUCGAUCGGUUGUACUCGGAAGCAGAGGAGGAGAGCCAAAUUAUGCAGGCGAAAGCCGCCAGUCUAGGAGAGAAGCCGGACUGGGGAUACCAGGAUUGUGUUAUUCGAGCAUUAUUGAGAUGGUUCAAGCGAUCCUUCUUCCAAUUUGUCAACAACCCCCCAUGCUCCAGAUGCCACAUGCCCACAAUUUCCCAGGGCAUGACGCCCCCAAGCCCUGAUGAAACGGCCCGCAGCGCCACCCGUGUCGAGCUUUACCGAUGUUCAGCACCGAGUUGCGGUGCCUACGAACGAUUCCCCCGAUACUCAGAUGUGUGGCAAUUGCUACAGACACGGCGAGGCCGUGUGGGAGAAUGGGCCAACUGCUUCAGUAUGUUCUGCCGUGCGGUCGGGGCCCGCGUUCGCUGGGUAUGGAACUCAGAGGACCAUGUCUGGACAGAGGUGUACUCUGACCAUAACAAACGAUGGGUGCAUGUGGAUGCCUGCGAGGAAGCAUGGGAUCAGCCUCGUCUCUACACUGAAGGAUGGCGCUGGAAGAUUUCCUACUGCAUUGCCUUCUCCAUUGAGGGAGCGACCGACGUCACUCGCCGCUACGUACGCAACUUUGCCCGGAAUGGAAAGCCACGCACCCGUGCGCCCGAAGAAGUUGUUCUCUGGUCGAUUUGCGAGGUUAGACGAAAGCGCCGCGAAAACAUGUCCAAGUCGGAUCACGCCCGCUUGAUCAAGGAGGACGAACGUGAAGAACGGGAGUUGCAGGGCUACACUGCCUCUGCUCUCGCCACAGAGAUGAAAAACCUAUUCCCAAGCAGUCUCCAGGGCGAGCAACAGAAACACGCCGAAGCUCGCCAGGAGGUUUCUGCGGAAUGGCUCACUGCCAGAGGACAUGGCCAGUCAGGGCCUGACCGGUCUCCUGGG